This is a messenger RNA of Gryllus bimaculatus (two-spotted cricket), 1283 nucleotides long. Lineage: Eukaryota; Metazoa; Arthropoda; Insecta; Orthoptera; Gryllidae. The record is from the annotation of a GenBank genome assembly.
CUCACCCACUGAAUCCCCCUGACACCCCAGACGCCCCGGAAUGGUUGGAUGUGGAUGCCGAUGCCCCUGUCGCUCCCUCCGAAAGCCCAAAGGUCCCCCAAGCAGAGAAGGAAGCUGGCGUGUUUAAAACCGUUCGUUCCUUCGAUGCGGCUGACGACUCCAAAUCUUCCGACAUCUUUGAAAUCUCAAACUCCCUUAGAUCUUCCAAAACAUCCCACUCCUCUAAGACUACCGAAUCCUUCAAAUCUGUUGAUCUGUCCAAAUCCCCGUCAAUCUCCGAAACAACCGACGUGUUCGACGAUCUGAACGACUUUGACAUGAACGAUGGUCAUAAAACUUCAAGCUUCACCAUUGGCUCCGACAUCUCCAAGCUUCCUUACCCGGACUCCGACGAUUCCACAUCCUCCAAAGUUCCGUACGCUCUAGACAACUUCCACGCUUCCAAGACUACGAAGGCACUCCAGAGCCUGGACUUUCCUGACGUCUUCGAUGCCUCUGACAGCUUCGACACUCCAGCCACCCACGGCACCCUGGAUCCCGUCUCUUCCGUCACCCCCUUCACCGCCGAACCACUCGCCUCGACUCUGGUCCAAGACAGCCUUGCUGCCCCUGACGUCUCAGACAUUGUGGACGUAAAGGAUAGUCGCGAGAUCACUGAUUCGUCUAACGACCCUUCCUCUGACAACACCAUCAAUUCCUCUGACAUCCUGGACGUCCCAGUUACCUAUGACGGCCGCACCUCGUCUUACACCACCAAAACCGUCAACAUUUUCCAAACCAUUAAAAUGUGCAAUGCCACUGAUGUCUCCGGCGCGAUCGUCACCCUCAACGCUUCCGACGGCCUUUUCUCGUCCGACGUCAGCACCACCGGGGUCGUCAACCUCACCAGUAAGGGUCUCCGCGCCUUGAACCGCAGCGAUGUCGUAAACGCCAGCAUCUUUCUCAACGAAACCGAUUUCACUUCACCAGACACAGAGCUCUUCUUCGCUCGUAACGUGUCGUCUGAAUGUGUUAACGUAGCUGAAAACCAGAGCGACGCUUUCCGCCGCGGUAACACGGUCACCCCUCCUACACUUCUGGUGAAUCCCCCUCAGCCCCUGUCCCCCGGGCCCGUCCCGCCUGACGUCCCCACGCUCCUGCCCGCGCGCCUGACCGUGGCCGACGUGAUCGGCCUGCCCCUGGCCAAAGCGAGAAACUCGUCAAGCGCGGGGGCGUGUGCGGGCGAGCCCGCCCACGCGCCCGGCUCGGUGGGCGUCGUGCUGCAGGCCGACUACUCCUCCAAC